Myotis lucifugus (little brown bat) is the source of this 1362-nucleotide messenger RNA. RefSeq names its product insulin gene enhancer protein ISL-1. NCBI's taxonomy places the organism in Eukaryota, Metazoa, Chordata, Mammalia, Chiroptera, Vespertilionidae. Gene Ontology annotation, molecular function: cis-regulatory region sequence-specific DNA binding; DNA-binding transcription factor activity, RNA polymerase II-specific. Gene Ontology annotation, biological process: positive regulation of transcription by RNA polymerase II; neuron fate specification; axonogenesis. The record is from RefSeq and is a predicted model, not a curated record. Gene Ontology annotation, cellular component: nucleus.
UCGGCGAGGGCGCGGCGGCCGGGCAGCCCCCGGGCCGCGGUCUCCCCCUGGCCCGCAGCUCCAGCAUCCUCUCUGUGGGCUGUGCACCCACUGUGCACCCACCAUUUCACUGUGGACACUACUCCCUCUUACCGAUAUGGGAGACAUGGGCGAUCCACCAAAAAAAAAACGUCUGAUUUCCCUAUGUGUUGGUUGCGGCAAUCAAAUUCACGAUCAGUAUAUUCUGCGGGUUUCUCCGGAUUUGGAAUGGCACGCGGCGUGUUUGAAAUGCGCGGAGUGUAAUCAGUAUUUGGACGAGAGCUGUACGUGCUUUGUUAGAGAUGGGAAAACCUACUGUAAGAGAGACUACAUCAGGUUGUACGGGAUCAAAUGCGCCAAGUGCAGCAUCGGCUUCAGCAAGAACCGCUUCGAUCGCGCCCGCGCCAAGGUGUACCACAUCGACUCUGGGCGGCGGGGAGGGGGACCCCGGCCCCUGGCCCGCGCUCACGGCGCCCCUCGCCCCGCAGCCGAGCCCAUCUCCGCGCGGCAGCCGGCCCUGCGGCCGCACGUGCACAAGCAGCCGGAGAAGACGACCCGCGUGCGGACGGUGCUGAACGAGAAGCAGCUGCACACGCUGCGGACCUGCUACGCCGCCAACCCGCGGCCCGACGCGCUCAUGAAGGAGCAGCUCGUGGAGAUGACGGGCCUGAGCCCCCGCGUGAUCCGGGUCUGGUUCCAGAACAAGCGCUGCAAGGACAAGAAGCGCAGCAUCAUGAUGAAGCAGCUGCAGCAGCAGCAGCCCAAUGACAAGACCAACAUCCAGGGGAUGACAGGAACGCCCAUGGUGGCCGCCAGUCCCGAGAGGCACGACGGUGGCCUGCAGGCCAACCCGGUGGAGGUGCAGAGUUACCAGCCGCCGUGGAAAGUACUGAGUGACUUCGCCUUGCAGAGUGACAUAGAUCAGCCUGCUUUUCAGCAACUGGUCAAUUUCUCCGAGGGAGGACCGGGCUCGAACUCCACCGGCAGCGAAGUGGCCUCCAUGUCCUCGCAGCUCCCGGACACCCCCAACAGCAUGGUGGCCAGCCCCAUCGAGGCCUGAGGACACUCACCACGCAGAUGCAUUUUUUCCCUGUUGGAGACAGUGGGAGCCCAUCCCGUUGAACUCCGAAACACGAGUAUUUAACGACCCAGUCCAUGGAAACUGAAUUGAGGAAAUGAAUGCUCCAUGAAAUGCACGAAGUCUGUUUUAAUGACAAGGUAAUAUGGUAGCAACACUGUGAAGACAAUCAUGGGAUUUUACUAGAAUGAAAACAAACAACAAAGCAAAACCCGAACCCAACACACGCUAUCCAGUGACCUUAGGAGGACUGAGGAAAAAAAAAA